Lycium barbarum (goji berry) is the source of this 603-nucleotide messenger RNA. RefSeq lists its product as uncharacterized. The transcript has a single exon. The record is from RefSeq and is a predicted model, not a curated record. NCBI's taxonomy places the organism in Eukaryota, Viridiplantae, Streptophyta, Magnoliopsida, Solanales, Solanaceae. Bases 1 to 603 code for a protein of 200 amino acids.
AUGGUGCAGAAGUUGUUUGAGCCUAGGUGUACUUUGGUGAUGGGAAUGGGAUCUUAUAAAACUGGCAACAUGAUCAAACAUAUAUACCUUCAGUUGAUAGGGGAACAAGAGAGAGUUAUCUGGAAGGCUCUGAGAUUUGCAAAUGAUGCUAGGCCAAAAGCACAAUUCACUUUGUGGCUACAGCUUCAUGGUCGACUCCUAACAGCUGACAGAUUGUUAUCUUGGGGAAUGAGCAUAGAUAAGAAGUGUUCUCUAUGUCAAUUACAGGAUGAAACCCGGAACCACCUCUUCAUGGAAUGCUCAUAUGUCAAGCAGGUGUGGGAUGGUUUACUGAAGUGGAUGUGCAGAGCAGCUCCGGUGCAAACAAACUGGGACCAACAUAUCUCUUGGAUCAUCAGGCAAUCUAAAGGGAAAUCAAGGAAAGCACACGUAUUUAAGUUGGUGUAUACUGAAUUUGUGCAUGCUAUUUGGAUCGAAAGGAAUGGUAGAAUAUUUGAGAAGAAGCAAAAGGAGUAUAAGCAGCUAAUCAAGGAAGUGACAUAUAUAAGCUGUGUUCGGGCAACUACUAGAACUAAAUCUUUGUUUCAAUCUUUCCUCUUGUAA